This is a messenger RNA of Ictidomys tridecemlineatus (thirteen-lined ground squirrel), 714 nucleotides long. It is a transcript of the gene Prm3, whose product is annotated as protamine 3. The record is from RefSeq and is a predicted model, not a curated record. Gene Ontology annotation, biological process: flagellated sperm motility. Gene Ontology annotation, cellular component: cytoplasm. Lineage: Eukaryota; Metazoa; Chordata; Mammalia; Rodentia; Sciuridae.
GUGGGACUCCAUCUGCCCGUCACUCCACGUGUCCGAACUCUGCCGCCUUCUGACAGGGACACUAGCCCACCUAGACAAGAGGCACAGUAGCUGUCACUGGCUCUCAGACUGAGGUGGACAUCUCAGAGGGUCAUUAUGACAAGUCAGUGCUGGGGAUGAAAUCCAGGGCCUCUUCCUACAAGGCCACUAGCCCCUGGCCUUGACCUAGAGGUCCUCCUGCCUCAGCCUCCCUCGCAGCUGGCAUCACAGUCCAGAGAGACGGGCAGAGUGGACCAUGGGUUCCCGAUGCGCCAAGCUCAGCACGGGCCACGGCACCGGCCAGGGCACGGGCCACAGCCGGGGCCACGAGUCGUCCAUGAAGAAGCUGGUGGCCUGCGUGAGCCAGGAUAACUUCUCCCUGUCGUCAGAGGGGGAGGGGGAGGAGGAGGAGGAGGACGAGGAGGAGGAGGACGAGGAGGAGGAGGAGGACGAGGAGGAGCAGCUCCCCGUGCAGGGCCAGCUGCUGCUGAUGGAGCCCGAGAGGCAGGAGGGGAGCGCCGAGGACAGCCCGGGGGCCCCGCAGAGCCCCGAGGCCAAGCAGACGCACGCCUAACGCCAGAGGCCCGGGAAGGUGCCCGCCGCCGCACUCCUCACCGCCAGAUGCCCAGCAGGGGUGCCCGCCGCCGGCCCAGCGAGAACCUCCAGAGAAGAGUCAAUAAAAUGUCCCCCAGGAGC